Molecule: messenger RNA, 258 nt
Organism: Cooperia oncophora
Lineage: Eukaryota; Metazoa; Nematoda; Chromadorea; Rhabditida; Trichostrongylidae
Source: the annotation of a GenBank genome assembly
AUGUCCUUUGUUCGAAAGUAUCUACGUGUACUUGCUGAUCAUCCCGCAAAACCUAUUGCUGACGACGUCACGUUGAGAAAAUUUACGAACAAUUUCUUGCGAAAAGAUGGGGUCUUCAUGUUACGCAUGAUCUCGACACAUGCCGGUGAGUUGAUGAGUAGUGAGCUGAUAUUGGCGUUAUGGCAAGAUUUCAAUAAUGUUGAUCGGACACCGACUCAAUUCUGGGACGCCGAACAUGGACAAGGCACACUUGACUAG